Molecule: messenger RNA, 2777 nt
Organism: Linum trigynum
Lineage: Eukaryota; Viridiplantae; Streptophyta; Magnoliopsida; Malpighiales; Linaceae
Source: the annotation of a GenBank genome assembly
UAAAAAAACCAUUAACCCACCCAGAAAUCGAACCCGUGACCCAUCCACCCCCCUUCUUCUUCCUCUAUACCCUACUUCCGCCGCCGCCAGGGGGAUUUCCCCUCGAUCUCCCUGCUGCAGCCCCCGCCGCCGGAUCCAGAUUCACCAGGAAGAAGAAAGACGAAUGUUGUUAGGGUCGAUUCAAUCAAUCUCUCUUCCACUUUCAUCUCUUCUGUUGAACCCUAGAAAUUCAGAUCGAUUCCUUUUACACAGUACAGCUAAUCAUAUCUUAAAACUCACCAGUCACCACACUUCCUCUUCACACUCCUUCGAUUCCAUUUCCCCGUGGCCGAUUCGUUGAAAAAAAUUCACUAGAUGGGUCGCGAAGUUUCACCCGAAUCGGAGUCUCCAUCGUCGCCGUCAACGACGGCGACCCAGACGCCUUCUUACUACAGUCCCAGGCAAGCCAUUGACGUUCUCUCUUCUUUGAUCUCCUUCUCCCACUCCGCCAAAGUGGGAUGCCAGUUCUAAAUGGGGGUCCUAACACUCCGUCGAAUAUAGAUCCGUGGUAGGUCAUUGGAGAUUCGUCGUUCGUGGUUUUGUAUACCGACCGGUCAUCCCCCUUCGAGCGAAACAAGGUUGCUCUUCGGAUGGAUGUACUCUAUGAUUUGGAGAGUUGUCCAUCUGGGGGAGUUGGUGUGUAUAACCCUGGAUUCUGGGGCAUGAAUAUAGAAGGGGGAAAGAAAUACAAAUUGAUUCUUUAUGUUCGCUCACUAGAUUCUAUUGAUGUGUCCGUGCUGUUGACGGGAUCAAAUGGGUUGCGGACAUUGGUUACUACCAUCAUCAAAGGACCUGCUUCAGCUGUUUCAGACUGGACAAAGGUGGAGACCCUGCUAGAAGCUGUUUCAAUCUGAGCUCGGCGGUGGAUGAAGACGAGAGGUACGUGAGAGUGGUUGUGGAAUUGGGGGAAAUCGUUGCCAUCUUGGUCAAUCUCCUCGAGUCGCCGGAGAUCGAGAUUCGAGACGAGGCGGCGAGAUUGGCGAACCUGGAUCCGGCGGCGGGGGCUGCAGCAGGGAGAUCGAGGGGAAAUCCCCUCGGCGGAGGCGGAAGCAGGGUAUAGAGGAAGAAGAAGAAGGGUGGAUGGGCCACGGGUUCGAUUUCUGGGUGGGUUAAUGGUUUUUUUAGGUUGGGUCGGUUGGGUUGUGUUUAUAUGAGGUGGCAUGUUUUUCAGACGUGGCGGGUCAAUUUCUGUUUUUUGUGGGUUUAAAAUUGGGUGACUAGGCAUCUUUGUUAGCCACAUCAGCAGUUAACUGACGACACUAACGGAGUUUGACGGAGGUUAACGGAGAGUGACCGAACUUGGAUUGUUCAACUAAUUUAAGUGACUAAGAAUGGAAUAAACGAAUUCUAGUGACCAAACGUGAAAUUUUGUAGCAAUUCGAGUGACCAAACUUGCAAUUUAGCCAACGGUUGAAUUAUGGUUAAACCACAGUUUUAUCAUAAAAUAUCAUACCGCUGACUUUUCCAGUCAAUAUCCGGUACAGUUUCAUGGACCAUGAAAAAACGUAAUUUUCAAAACGUACUUCAAUUUACUCAUUGCUGUUAGAAAUUACUGUAAUUUCCUUUUGAUAGCUCUGGCAUCAAAAGUAUCUUCUCCACACAACUUCAUAUUUAUUCUUUCAUUAAUGAAACUUUAUAUUCACCAUCAAUAGUAUUUUCUUUUUUCUCUUGCAUCUCAUUGAAAACCAUUUUAAUGCUAAAAUGUUUGAAAAUGUGAAACAACUUUUCAGGGUGCUAGAAUUUUGCCUAAUAUAAAUCACAAAUAUUAGCAAUCAUUCGCUCUUUCCUCCCAUCACAAUAUUUCUAUGUCCAUCAUCAAUAAUCUCUUUCUUUAUCUCAAUAAUGUCAUUAUCUCUAUCACUGAAUUCACUACCUUUGAUAUUAGUAUACUCUUAAUGGCAGAAUUUUAUGAAUUGUGAGCAUUUUCAAGAACUUAAAUUUAUCCAAUACAUGUCAUGAACUUUGUUUGAGAUUGCUCUUCUUCAUCCUCUGUUAUCUUCAAAAUCGUGUACCCACUUAUGGGGUUCGCGAUGUUGUAAUCGGUGAGUUGCACAUGAAAGUUUAAUUUCAUGCUCUCAGUUUGUAUGAGAUCGAGAUGAGGGUGUAAAGGUUUUUCAUUUUUUCACUAUUUUUGAGUAGUUUCUCAAUAAUUAUUCCAAAAAAUCUAUCUUCCUCAUGAUGCAGAUCAACAAUAAAGUUAGAUUAAACAAAUAUUGUCUACAACUCACAGGUAAACCUAAAUAUAUAAAAUAACAACAAUUGAGAUACAUUAUUUGGUUGAAAGCUUGAUAUUUUAGUGGGUAUGUUGUUUUCUCUAAUGAAAAUGAACUUGAAGUUAAAAAUAAUUGAAAAGUAGAGAUAGAUUGUUACCUAACUCCUAUGUCUUUGAUGUUGUUGUAUAAUUCUUGUAAAUAGCUCAUCAUAACCUUCUUCAACUUUUCUUUGGCAAGUUACAAUUAAUAUGAUUUUUCUAACCCAUUUAAAAUCCGAGUUGAAAUGAAUGAGAUAUAGUAUGCUAAAUUUGUGAGAAAUUGAAAUCCUUUAACUAUAGGUAUUGAGAUUUGUGCCAGCUGUAAAACCUAUAACUAAGGGAUAUGCACCAAAAUUCAGGUCCUUUUACUUGGCUGUUUGAAAUCAAACUUGAACACUAUUUUGUUAAUAAGAUGAUCCCCAAGGUGAAUAUAUUUUCGAGGCGUAGACUCAAUAAAUAUAGUACUCAAUAAUAGUAUGAAUUGACU